GUUUCUCAGGAUCAAUCUCCUGGCACACCUGCUGCCGCUGGAGACUUCGGCUUCAAGGUCUUGACUUCAUCUGAUCCUGCCGAGAAGACAAAAAAACUCAGCGCAGAGCUUGCCAAUGGCCGCCUUGCGAUGAUGGCAAUCAUCGGAAUGUUCUUUCAGGAUGGCCUGACUGGCAGCGCUUGGGGGGACUGGGCGAACUACACCGCUUCUCCUUUGCGUGCAUUCGAGAAUGAGUUGGGCGUUCAGGCUCCGGUGGGAUUCUUCGACCCCUUCGGCCUCACGAAGGAUGGUGACGUGGAGGCCUUCAAGCGCCGACGCGCAACGGAGCUGAAGAACGGACGUGUGGCCAUGUUGGCCACCAUGGGCUACAUCGUGCCGGAGUACUUCCGCUUCCCUGGAUACUGCUCCCCCACGGCGGGUGUGAAGUUUGCCGAUGUGCCCAAUGGCUUGGCCGCACUGGGCAAGGUGCCAGCUGCCGGUUGGACCCAGAUCUUCCUGUUCCUGGGCCUUGUGGAGAAGGGGAUCUACACCUAUGAUCCCACGCGUUCGCCUGGAGACUACAAGAACGCAGGUGUGCUGGGCGUGCCCAAUGGCAGCACCAUGGCUGCGGGUGAGGGCCGCAACCGCAAGCUGAACUCAGAGCUUGCCAAUGGACGUCUGGCAAUGAUGGCCAUCAUCGGCAUGUUCUUUCAGGACGGCCUCACGGGCUCCGCUUGGGGAGAUUGGGCGAGCUACACGGACUCCCCGCUGCGCGCCUUUGAGAACGAGCUGGGUGUUCAGGCGCCGGUGGGCUACUUCGAUCCUUUGGGCAUGUCCAAGGACGGGGACGUGAAGACCUUCCGCCGCCGCCGCGAGAGCGAGCUGAAGAACGGCCGUGUGGCGAUGUUCGCCACCAUGGGCUUCAUCCUGCCGGAGUACUUCCGCUUCCCUGGUUACCUCUCGCCUGCGAAGGGCCUCAAGUUCGCGGACGUGCCCAACGGCUUGGCGGCGCUCUCCAAGGUGCUUCCGAAAAGACGGACGGGUGUGUUCAAGGCCCGGUUGGGGUUGGAGAUGUGA
Messenger RNA from Durusdinium trenchii, 1056 nucleotides. The record is from the annotation of a GenBank genome assembly. NCBI's taxonomy places the organism in Eukaryota, Dinophyceae, Suessiales, Symbiodiniaceae.